Messenger RNA from Dichomitus squalens LYAD-421 SS1, 1308 nucleotides. RefSeq names its product alpha/beta-hydrolase. Gene Ontology annotation, molecular function: glycerophospholipase activity. The record is from RefSeq and is a predicted model, not a curated record. The coding region runs from base 1 to 1308 and encodes 435 amino acids. The transcript has 4 exons. Gene Ontology annotation, biological process: macroautophagy; neutral lipid catabolic process; multivesicular body membrane disassembly. Lineage: Eukaryota; Fungi; Basidiomycota; Agaricomycetes; Polyporales; Polyporaceae.
AUGCGCAUCCUAGCCUCUCUGCUGCCGCUAUUACUCUCCGCAAUCUCUCACACCGCAUCUACUAAUGCUAGAGAAGGGACUACAGCACGCACACCUAUCUCAUUUGAACUGCAUACCGAAUAUACACCUCGUUUGGAGGAUGGCGACGUCCGCGAACUCAGCGAAGUUGCUUUCGAGAUCUCCACUGGAAGCAGUCAACGCCCUUCGAGUACGGUGAUAUUAUUGCAGGCCACGCCGACUACUGUUCAUCGUCCUAGGAACGCCGCUGCGUUUCAGCAUGCCCGCGUCCGGUCGUCACGAUUCCAAGAGAGCGAACCGGUCGAGUGGGAAGAGGUCCAAGUCCUCGCUCCAGACGUAGAGGACAAGCACACCCUCUCACAGCUUGCUCGUAUGACAGGCAACGCAUACGCGCUCCCGGGACGACCGAAUUGGUACGAUAUCGAUCCCGCAUGGAACACGAGCUUUCCCUUUGGCUGGGAAGAUAAGGCGGACGGCUUCCGCGGCCACGUCUUCCUUUCCCCAGACAAUGCCACGGUCGUGCUUUCGAUCAAAGGCACGACCCUCCAAGGCCCCUCUUCGAAGAAGGACAAGUUCAAUGACAACCUGCUCUUCUCAUGCUGCUGCGCGCGCGUGGACAUCACCUGGAUAUUCCACCAAGUGUGCGACUGCUAUGCUAAGCACUGGCGAUGUGACAAUACUUGCCUAACCGAUGCGCUCGUCCAAGACAGCUUGUUCUACAAUAUCGGCGUGGGUCUCGUCAAUAACUUGACCGCACUGUACCCUAAUGCAGAUAUAUGGCUUGUGGGACAUUCGCUCGGCGGGUCACUUGCGUCCCUACUGGGGGCAACCUUCGGCCUCCCAGCCGUAGCGUUCGAGGCACCUGGCGAGCGUCUCGCAGCUCAACGUCUCCACCUACCAUUCCCCCCUCCAACGAAGAACAGUACAUCCCCGUCACCACCAGCCUACGGGCGCGCCCCCGUCACCCACGUCUACCACAACGCCGACCCCAUCCCGCAAGGCGUGUGCACGGGUGCGGGUUCGCCUUGCGCUCAGGCAGGAUAUGCCCUCGAGACGAGGUGUCACCUGGGCAGAUCGAUCGUGUAUGACACAGUGGGUAAGCUCGGCUGGCGGGUCGAUAUUCGGAAGCAUGUGAUCAAGGAGGUCAUCACGCAUGUCAUUGAGGCGGAGCCUGAGGGGGGUUGGGAUGACGAUAACGAGGUUCCUGUCGCGAAGGCGGAAGACGAGUGUUUAGAUUGCUUCAAGUGGGAAUUCGGAGAGUUCAAAGAUAGGGAUGGUGACGAUGACUGA